Messenger RNA from Cucumis melo (muskmelon), 1679 nucleotides. RefSeq names its product protein METHYLENE BLUE SENSITIVITY 1. Bases 139 to 456 code for a protein of 105 amino acids. NCBI's taxonomy places the organism in Eukaryota, Viridiplantae, Streptophyta, Magnoliopsida, Cucurbitales, Cucurbitaceae. The record is from RefSeq and is a predicted model, not a curated record. The transcript has 2 exons.
CCCCAAUCCUCUCUGUCUAUCAUCAAUUUCCCCCUCCAAUUCCUCUCCUAUCUCAAUCAACAAAUUCAAAAAACAAAAACCCCAUCGAUUUCCUUCGUUUCUUCUGUGACUCCAAAAACAAGCAACCAUCAAUCAACCAUGACGGGUAAGGCGAAGCCCAAGAAGCAUACCGCGAAGGAGAUCGCAGCUAAGAUCGACGCAGCCACCACUAACAGAGGCGGCGGAAAGGCUGGCCUCGCCGACCGGUCUGGCCAUGAGAAAGGCGGCCACGCCAAGUUUGAAUGCCCGCACUGCAAGAUUACGGCUCCUGAUGUCAAGUCUAUGCAGAUUCAUCACGAGUCCAAGCAUCCCAAAAUCCCUUUUGAGGAGGACAAGGUUACAAAUCUCCACGCUGUUCGUGUUACUGCCGAGGCGUCGAAGCCAAAACCGGGUGUGAGAGGCAGCUACAAAAAGUGAAUAUAAUCCGGAUUCAUGAGGAUGGAUGAAAGUACAUUAAUGGGGAAUGAUUGAUGGUUGGCCCAGCUAUGAAAGGAGGAAAUUCGUAAUUCUCGAUGCCUCUGUGGUCGUCAUGGCUUUACUUGUGUAAGUUCAAUGUUUGAUAUUUAUAUGGUAGUUACUUGAGGUUUUACAUAACUUUUUUAAAAACUACCAUGUUUCAGGAGAAAAAGUAGUUUUCUGACAGGGCAUCUCAGGUGUUGGGAAUAAGUUUUAAUCGUAUUGCCUCUUUAUGGUAGUUGUGUUUAAUUUUACAGAAGUGAAUUAUGUUAGCUGUUAUAAGAGCUUAACCGUUUGGUAUAAGAUAGCUUUUGCAAAUCAGAUAACGACACAAGUAUCUUUAUUUCUUUGUUGUUUUAGUUCAACGGUUGCAUAGAUGAUCGAAUCAUCAAUUCUAGGGAUGAUAAUUUUUGUCGGCUUGCAUUGGUAAGUGCAAGUAUGUAGUCAUGGUUGUUCUUUAACCAAGUCUUUGCAAUAAGUUAAUGCCUCAUCUUUUUGUCCUACCUCAUGCCUCAUCUUUCAUUCCAAUCUAUCAAUAUCUAUGCAUUUAUAUGAAUGUAUUUGUGUUCUUUUAACUUAGGCUCCUAUUUUACCUAUUUGUUUUUGACUUGCAUUUGGUCUCCAAGAAGCUACUGCACCGUAAUCACUCUUCUUUUUUGCAGCACUGAUCCUUAGUGGUUAAUUCCAAUCCUCUUGGUAUCCGACUCGGUUUUUAAGGCUUGGUUUUGAUUCUUAUGUAAUUAUAUUGUCUAAACUCCUUUUCCUAUAGAAUCUUGUACCUUCUCUUAAAUUCAAAACUUCUCCUUGAUAUUGAGCCAGAUAAUGUUCUGAUGAUAGAGCUUUAUCAUUGGGCCAGGUUUUAAUUGGCUUGGUAAGAUAGAUUACAUUCGGGAGAAAUCCUUCAAAAUUUCUCAAAGUCGGUAGCGCAUUCAAUUGGGGAUGAUAGAAACGGCAUUUUGCUUCACUGUUUGGUUUCUUGUGUUCUAUGGUGCUAGUUGUUGUUUAUUUGGUGUUUCUGCUUAAUGUCUUUGUUAGCUGUAUUUGCUUUUACCUUUUAGGUUCGAUCCUGGAUUGACAUGGAUUGACGUAGUGUUAGAAAAGUGAUUCUCAUGAUUGAUUAAUAGGUUAUGAGUUCAAUCCAUGAUAACCAAGAAUUAAUUUUUACAAAUUUUUUGACAUUUAAA